GUCUUGUCUUCGAGGGUGGCGACACACUUGAAGAUUUAUCGAAAGUUGUUUCAGAUGCUUGUAUCUCCCUACAAAACAACAUACCUUACAAUGUUCUGAUUUCUGACUGCGGAACACAAGUGUUUCUCUUACCACAGGUACACCCCCCCUCCUCCUCCUUCCUAGAAGAUCCAGUCCGAGCAGCCUACGACGAUUCUUCUGAUCAGGUACGAUCAGUGGCGCCGUCUGUGGGAAACUUGCUUCCCCAUCUUUAAAGAACAAAGAUCAAAGCUAACCAUCACCAAUCGUCAUGGCUGACAACAACAACAUCCCAAGCUCUGACCCUUUCCUCCUUCAAGAACUGAUCGAGGAAUCCUCCCGCGAGCUAGCUAAUCAUCGUCGGGGGAGUCGUCGGCGACAAAGGUCCGGGCAUGAAACCCAGGACUCCCAGCUGCUGCAGGUCCUACAACAGGUCCAGAAUGUUGACCAUGUUCCUCCAGAAGGGCACGUUCAGAACGGCGAACCGAUCCGAACGACCAACGUGCCGGAACAUGCCCAGAAUGUGAAUGAAACCGACCCUCGCGACGGGCAACAUGCUUCCUCAUUCACCCACACCUCCGAGAGGCAGAGAGCCCGUCAUGGAGAAGAAGAGGAGCCGCUCAACAUUCCCGAAGGCACUGACCCCAUUACCGUCCGCUUGCUCAAGGAAAUACGACUGACCAACAGCCUCCUCAGAAUUCAGGAUGACCGAAUUCACGAGCUGGAAAGACAGCGGCGACGUCGCCCUUCCCCACGGAGGCGCUACAGGUCACGCUCCUAUUCCUCCUCGCGCUCACCGCCGAGAAGAUACCGUCGGCGUUCCCCGUCCUCUUCAAGGUCUCCCCCGAGAAGACAUCGCCGCCGGAGGACUCGUUCCCGUUCUCCACACAGAAAGAACAGGAAGAACCAGAAACCUGAAACCGCUGAACAAAGAAGCCCCUCCCCCGAACAGGGCCGUCGGGGUCCCUCCAAAGCAACGACGGGUAACAACCAAGAAGAUCCCCGACGAAACAGGCACUACGAUUCACCAGGGCCGAGCGACGAGGAGGACUUCCGCAGCCCCUUGUCCGCUAGUAUACGGAGAGCCCGCCUCCCUCGGGGGAUGGAAAAACCGCCAGCAUUGGACCAAUACGACGGAACCACUGACCCCGACGACCAUAUCCGGAGUAUCGAAGCGGUCAUGGACUAUCACGUCGUCAGAGGCUCGAUCAAGUGCCGCAUUUUCCCGACCACCCUCAGGAAGGGAGCGAUGAAUUGGUACAGGAACCUCCCUUCGAACUCCAUCCAUUCUUGGACCGAGCUCAAAGAACUCUUCUUGAGCCACUUCACAGCCUCCCGACGGCAACCGAAAUCGGAAGCCAAUCUCGAGGCCGUAGUCCAAGGACCCAACGAGCCUCUCCGAGAUUACCUUGAAAGAUUCAACAAGGAGGCCGUCCAAGUGCAGACAAAAGACUACAUGAAGAGGUACAUCUUGGAACGAGGACUUCUCCCCGGCAGUGACUUCAAGAAAGCUAUUAAGAUCGAGAAGGUAAACUCGAUGAAUGACCUCCUCAGCAAAGCAAAGGUAUUCAUCGAUUUUGAGGAAGGCGAGGCAGCCGCAAUCAGAGCCCCGAGGGGCAGUGGCGCCGCUCGCAGCUCAAACCUCGAAGACUCGGGGUCGCGCCGAGGACAAGACAAAAGAAGGGACGACCGGGCCCGAGAUGUCAAAGAACGGCGAGGACCAGCAGGGCGUUUCAACGACUACACUCCUUUGAACACCUCCCGGGAGAAAAUCCUGUCCGACUGCCAGAACGCCGAGUUCAAGAAAUCCAACAUCAGGCCCCCGAAGUCAAAUCCUACAAGACCGGGGACGGACAAGUCCAAAUACUGCAAGUACCACAAGAGUCACGGGCAUAUGACCGACGAAUGCGUACAUCUCAAAGAUGCCAUAGAGACCCUGAUCAAAGAGGGCCACCUGGCAAAAUACACCAAGAAGGGAGAACCCUCCAGAAGAGACAUCCCUCGAAACUCUGACGAGGGGAACUCACCAGACAGCAGACCGCUCCAAGUCGCGCUGUCCGUAACCCGACCGGAAGACUUCAUCCCUUCAGUCGGCGUGACGACCGCCCUCAGCACCUGGGAACAUUUCCCCACCGCAAUGGUCAUCUCCAACGGCGGCGACCCCGGCUCUCUCACCGUCAGUUCGGUCAAGAGAAAGUUCGACGAGCUACUCAGCGCCAAUGCAGAUCUCGGCCCUACUCUUCGGAAAUUCCGAGGAAAGUCAGAGCCAAUCACUUUCUAUCUCGAAGAACUGCCCGGCGGAGCUCCAAAUGCCACCAUUCCCCUUCUCGUCCGAGCCAGAAUGGCAAACUUCGAUGUGCGACGGGUCCUGGUAGAUGAAGGCAGUUCAGUCGACAUUAUGUACUCCCACCUCUUCCAAACACUGCAGCUGGACGACUCGCACCUCACUCCCUAUGUGGGUUCCGACCUCCAAGGUUUUAACGGAGCCACCACCAAACCAUGGGGCUACGUCGAGCUGAUUGUCACCUUCGGGGAAGGGGAAGCGUCCAGACAAGUCAAAACCAGGUUUCUGGUAAUCGACUGCAAAACAUUGUACAACUGCAUCAUCGGACGCCCAACACUGGCCGAGCUAACUGCCGUGCCCUCCACAGUCCAUCUGAAGAUGAAGUUCUACACGAGGACAGGGAAAGUGGCCACCAUCAACGCCGACAUUGAAGCUGCGAGAAGGAUCUUCGAUGCAUCCGUCAAAGGACUAGAGCUGAUCGCUCCUCCGACCAGCUCCAACAAGAAACCAAGAGCCGAAGAUAAGCGUCCUCGGGAAGAUCAGGUUCCAACGGCCAACGUCAGCUCAGUCGACCUCGAUGCAAGGUUCACACAAGAAGAACUGAAGACCGGGGAGGGAACACAAUCGAAUCCCGUCCGACCUGUUCCCGACGGAGACUUCGAGCUGAUCCCCCUGGGAGACAACCCCAACAGAGCAGUGAAGAUCGGCAAGGGUAUCCCUGACCUGCCGAGGAAGCAACUCAUAGCCUGCCUUCGAGCCAAUGCCGACCUGUUCGCCUGGAGCGCCGCAGAGAUGCCCGGACUCGACCCUGAGGUCGCCUGUCACCACCUCUCCAUCAAUCCAACCGCCAAGGCCGUAGUACAACGUAGGCGUCGGCAGUCUCCCGAGAAAGCAGAGGCUGCCGAGAAAGCUGUAAAAGACCUCCUAGAGGCAAGUUUUAUUUCCGAGGCCAAGUACUCAACUUGGCUCUCAAAUGUUGUACUUGUUAAAAAAUCUAAUGGAAAAUGGAGAAUGUGUGUUGAUUAUACUGAUGUUAACCGGGCAUGUCCAAAAGACGCCUACCCUUUACCUAAUAUUGAUAGACUGGUCGACAACUCGGCCGGCUAUAAACUGUUGUCCUUCAUGGACGCUUAUUCUGGUUACAACCAGAUUCCCAUGGCGAAAUGCGACAAGCAAUGCACGGCUUUCAUGACCGAAUCGGGCAAUUAUUACUACAACGUAAUGCCCUUCGGACUCAAAAACGCCGGGGCAACCUACCAGCGGAUGAUGAACAAGGUCUUCCGAGGGGAAAUCGGCGACACACUCGAGGUGUAUAUGGACGACAUGAUCGUCAAAUCUCGAGAAGACUCCGACCACACACUACAUCUCGAGCGGGUCUUCAAGCAGGCCAGGUCCUGCAGGAUGCGCUUCAAUCCGGAGAAGUGUACCUUCGGAGUACGGGCAGGCAAAUUCCUCGGUUUCUACUUAACAGAACGAGGAAUAGAAGCCAACCCUGAUAAGUGCCGAGCAUUCUCAGACCUCCCUACCCCCACCAAUAAAAAAUCCAUCCAAGUACUAAACGGAAUGCUCACAGCAUUGUCCCGCUUCGUCGCGAAAUCCGCCCAGCAUGCACUUCCAUUCUUUAAGCUUCUUCGGAAAGAAGCAGCUUUCGAGUGGUCCGAGGAAUGCGAACAAGCAUUAUCCCACCUCAAACAAGUGCUCUCCAAACCCCCGGUGCUAUCCCGACCAGACAGCAACGAGGUUCUCUAUCUCUACUUGGCCGUCUCUGGCGAGGCAGCCAGCGCGGCCCUGAUCCGAGAAACGGAAGACGGGCAGAAGCCAGUGUACUUCACUAGCAAAGCCUUACAAGGACCCGAGGUCCGCUAUCAACAGAUAGAAAAAAUCGCGCUGGCCCUAAUAACGGCCGCCAGAAGACUGAGGUACUACUUCCUUGCCCACACUAUCGUCGUCCGGACAGACCAACCGAUCAAACAGCUUCUCAGCCGACCAGACAUGGCCGGAAGGAUGCUGAAAUGGUCCCUCGAACUGUCCGAGUUCGACAUACAAUACGAGGGCAGGAAAGCGCUAAAAGCCCAAGCACUCGCCGAUUUCGUGGCCGAGAUGACGACGAUCUCCAACUCCCUAACACCCACCGUGAAUAAGUGGACCAUCUACGUAGACGGUGCCUCAAGCCACGCGGGCAGCGGAGCUGGGAUCAUCUUGGAGAACGACGAGGGACUCGUCAUCGAAGUAUCCUUAGUCCUCUCCUUCGCCACAUCGAACAACCAGGCCGAGUACGAAGCCCUCCUAGCGGGCCUACGCCUUGCAGAGGACGUAGGCGCUCGGGAAGUCAUGAUUUAUACCGAUUCACAACUGGUCGCGUCGCAAGUUAGCGGCGAUUACCAGGCCAAAAACGACACACUAGCCGAGUAUCUGUCGCUCGUCAAAGAAAAGAUGAAAGGGUUCGCGAAGGCAGACGUCGCACACAUCCCUCGGGAACACAACUCGAGGGCCGACCUCUUAUCCAAGCUCGCAAGCACGAGAAAGAAGGGAGGGAACAAGUCGGUGAUACAGGAAGUCUUGUCCGAUCCAAGCGUAGCCAAAAACGCGCCGGCCAUACAAGUGUUUGCCAUCGGAGACGACCAUUGCUGGAUGACUCCGGUAUACAAAUACCUCAUGAACGACGAACUCCCCGAUGAUCCGAAGGAAGCUUCAGCUAUUAAAAGGAGAGCCUGCUCGUACACAGUCAUUGAAAAUAAACUCUAUCGGCGCGGCUUCUCCAUUCCCCUUCUCAAAUGCAUCGACGACUCGCAGGCAAUGGAAGUACUGCAGGAGAUCCACGAAGGGAUUAACGGCCAGCAUCUCGGCGGCCGGUCGCUGGCAAGGAAAGCCCUCAGAGCCGGCUACUAUUGGCCGACCAUGCAGCAGGACGCCAAAGAGCACGUUCAAAAAUGCGACAAAUGUCAGCGGCAUGCCGACAUGCACCUAGCUCCCCCCACCGAGCUCAAAUCCCUCUCCUCUCCUUGGCCUUUUUCCACCUGGGGAAUGGACCUCCUCGGCCCUUUCCCGGUCGGCUCGUACCAGAAUAAAUAUCUCGUGGUCGCCGUCGAUUACUUCACGAAAUGGAUAGAAGCCGAGGCGCUUGCCAAGAUCACAUCUCAAAACGUGCUCCGUUUCUACAAACGAAACAUACUUGCCCGGUUCGGGGUCCCUCAGGCCAUAAUCACCGACAAUGGCACCCAGUUCACUGACAAAAAAUUCCAAGAGUUUGUGGCCAAGCUUGGCACGAAGCAACACUUCACCUCAGUCGAGCACCCUCAGACGAACGGGCAGGCCGAGGCGGCCAACCGAGUCAUCCUCCGAGGAUUAAAGAGAAGACUCGGCGAAGCCAAAAAAGCCUGGGUCGAGGAACUACAUAGUGUACUCUGGGCGUACAGGACGACGCCUCAUUCGAGCACAGGCGAAACUCCUUUCCGACUAACUUACGGCACCGAAGCCGUAAUUCCCGUAGAAAUCCGAGAGCCUUCUCGGCGCACCGAAUUCCCCCUCGAGGAAGAACUUAACGACGAGGCCAUGAGGGAAGAACUCGAUAUGGUAGAAGAGAUUCGAGCAGGGUCAGCCCUCCGAGAAGCUAAACUAAAACAGCAAAUAGCUCUUCGCCAUAACGCCAAAGUUAUAAAGCGCGAAUUUGAAAUCGGCGCCCUAGUACUUCGCAGAAACAUGAAAGACUCGCGCGAAGGCAAGCUAGCCCCAAACUGGGAAGGCCCGUACCGAGUUUAUGACAAAACCGAGAACGGCGCCUACUACCUCGAGAAUCUUCUCGGUGAAAAACUUGCUCGACCCUGGAAUGCUGAAAAACUCAGACGUUAUUACAGUUAAA
Vicia villosa (hairy vetch) is the source of this 6161-nucleotide messenger RNA. RefSeq lists its product as uncharacterized. The coding region runs from base 290 to 6160 and encodes 1956 amino acids. Lineage: Eukaryota; Viridiplantae; Streptophyta; Magnoliopsida; Fabales; Fabaceae. Gene Ontology annotation, molecular function: RNA-DNA hybrid ribonuclease activity; nucleic acid binding. Gene Ontology annotation, biological process: DNA integration. The record is from RefSeq and is a predicted model, not a curated record. The transcript is spliced from 2 exons.